CAUCGAGAAACACACAUGUCAGAAGUGACAGGAGACCACGUGACAAUGUUUGCCAUGUCAGCCCAGGCCUGCCUUGGGGGUGUUGUCCUUUCUCUGCUCCUGACCCUGAGUCAUGGCCUACCUGCGACGUCGAAAAAGCCAAAGGUCAUCCUGGUCUCUAUGGACGGUUUUCGUCAUGACUACCUGACCAAAGGCAAUACGCCAAACUUUGAAGACAUGUUGAGUGCAGGGGUCACCAUGCCUUAUGUGAACAAUACUUUUGUGACCUUGACCUUCCCGAGUCACUACAGCAUAGCCACAGGCACUUACGAAGAAACCCAUGGAAUUGUCGCCAAUAACAUGUACGAUCCGGUUUACAACGAGACCUUCGGGAUGGGAACUACAGACCCCAAGUGGUGGAAUGGGUCGGAGCCGAUAUGGACAACUGCCAAAAAAGCAGGCCUCAAAGUCGGCGUCUACUUCUGGCCGGGCAGCUCCAGCCCAUUCAACGGUCUUCUGCCGGAUGAGUGGAGGGACUACAAUGAUUCAGUAGAGUACGAGCAUCGGGUCCGCACAGUGGUCUCGUGGAUGUCACGUGACGACUUCGACCUGGCCUUGCUUUACUUCGACGAGCCUGACCACAGUGGACAUGCAUUAGGACCAGAUAACCCCCAGCUAGUCCCUGUCAUAGAGAGAAUGGACUGUAUUUUGGGAUUGCUGGUCUCGGAGCUUACAACAGCGGGGAUCGUUCUGAUUGAUGUACUCGACUACGUGAACGACACAGUGUUCUUGAAGAUGUACCAACAGGGCCCUGCGGCUCAAAUGAGGCCUCAGGAGGGCAAGGCCGCGGAGCUGAAAGAGGCCCUGAAGGAUGUGCGGCAUAUGAAAGUCAUGCUGAAGGAAGAGAUUCCAGAGGAGAAGCACUACAAGAACCAUCGCCGUGUGUUGCCUGUGUUUGCGCUGGCAGAGAACGGAUGGCAGAUCACAGCGAACGCUACACGGCGCCUUAAUUGGCCGUUCAAAGGUGAUCACGGUUUUGAUGACGACCUGCUCACCAUGCGGCCAAUCUUCGUCGCCAGAGGGCCAGCCUUCAAGACAAAUGAGACCGUGGAGCCGAUAAAGAAUGUAGAUAUCUAUCCCCUUAUCUGCCAUUUGCUAGGAAUUGAACCCUCUCCCAACAAUGGCAGCCUGGAGCGAGCUAUGACGCUUUUAAGGACGCGCGGAAAUCCAAAAGAUCCAGGAGAUGGAAGCUCAAGUCUGACCGCAGCAACGACAACAAUAUGGGUCUUGGCCUCGCUUUGUUUUGUAUUUUCCUUUGUUCAAAUAUAGGCUUGCUUAAAGGAGAA
Messenger RNA from Aplysia californica (California sea hare), 1325 nucleotides. RefSeq names its product ectonucleotide pyrophosphatase/phosphodiesterase family member 5. The record is from RefSeq and is a predicted model, not a curated record. NCBI's taxonomy places the organism in Eukaryota, Metazoa, Mollusca, Gastropoda, Aplysiida, Aplysiidae.